AUGGCGUCCGACGAGAUUAUCUGGCAAAUCAUCAACCAGCAGUUCUGUGCCUUUAAACUAAAAACGAACAAGGAGCAAAACUUUUGCCGCAACGAGUACAACGUCACGGGCUUCUGCAACCGCCAGUCAUGUCCCCUCGCCAACUCGCGGUACGCGACGGUGCGGCAGCACCCGACCAAGGACGUGCUGUACCUGUACAUGAAGACGGUCGAGCGCGCGCACCUGCCGUCCAAGAUGUGGGAGCGCAUCAAGCUCGACGGCAACUACAACAAGGCGCUGGAGCAGAUUGACGAGCGGCUCAUCUACUGGCCCAAGUUCCUCAUCCACAAGUGCAAGCAGCGCCUCACGCGGCUCAAGCAGGUGCAGAUCCGCACGCGCAGGAUCGCCAGCGAGGAGGAGCGCCUGGGCGAGAAGCUGGUGCCCAAGCUGGCGCCCAAGGUCAAGCACCGCGAGCAGGCCCGCGAGCGCAAGGCCGAGGCGGCCGCCAAGCUGGAGCGCACCAUCGAGCGCGAGCUGGUAGAGCGCCUGCGCCAGGGCGCCUACGGUGACCAGCCCCUCAACGUCAGCGAGACCAUCUGGAAGAAGGUGCUCAACGCCAUGGAGCGCGAGGGCCAGGGCGAGCGCGACGUGGACCUGGACGAGGGCAUCGACGAGGACGAUGAGGAGGACGCCGAGCGCGAGAGCGAGGACGGCGCCGUCGAGUACGUGUCCGACAUUGGCGAGAGCGACGAGGAGCUCGACGAGCUCGAGGACUGGCUCGAGAGCGACGACGACGAGGAAGACAAGGAGGAGGAGGAGGUGGACAGCGAGGAGGAGGAAGAUGCCGAGGCUGGCAAGAAGCGCAAGCGCGGCAAGGUGACCAAGAUGAACGCCAAGCGGGCCAAGCAGGUCGAGGAGGCCCGGCCGAAGCUGAAGCUGACGCACGACAUGGAGUGGUAG
This is a messenger RNA of Purpureocillium lilacinum, 939 nucleotides long. RefSeq lists its product as uncharacterized. Gene Ontology annotation, cellular component: nucleolus; preribosome, large subunit precursor. Lineage: Eukaryota; Fungi; Ascomycota; Sordariomycetes; Hypocreales; Ophiocordycipitaceae. The record is from RefSeq and is a predicted model, not a curated record. Gene Ontology annotation, biological process: maturation of LSU-rRNA; maturation of 5.8S rRNA.